This is a messenger RNA of Malaya genurostris, 702 nucleotides long. RefSeq lists its product as uncharacterized. The transcript has a single exon. Bases 1 to 702 code for a protein of 233 amino acids. The record is from RefSeq and is a predicted model, not a curated record. NCBI's taxonomy places the organism in Eukaryota, Metazoa, Arthropoda, Insecta, Diptera, Culicidae.
AUGCUCAACCGCACUGCGCCUGAAGGUAAAUCACCGUCUGAGGUUAUGUUUGGUCGUCGUAUACGGACUUGUCUGGAGCUACUUCGCCCAUCAUCAGCAAUUUUACCAAUGACACCGCAUGUUCAGCAAGAUCAACAGCGAAGAUCGUUCAAUCGAAACGAACUGGUUUUCGCAAAGGUUCAUCACAGAAACACUUGGAAGUGGGCUCCUGGUGUUAUUCUGGAGAAGAUAGGUGAUGUGAUGUACAACGUUUUGGUUGAUCGUCGAGUUCUGCGUUCCCAUAUCAACCAGUUACGAUGUCGUACUGAGACUGUUUCACCCAACACCGGUCCUUUAUCGUCAGCCAGCAGUAGUACUAAAUUGUUGCCACUCGACGUCCUUCUUGGUGCCUGGGAUCUACCGAAGCUUUCAGACAGUACAUCCGCAGUAUCAUCCGUUGGCUCACCGCAGUCUUUGGUUACGCACAGCUCACAAUCGCCGACGUUACAGCCGAUGACACCGACACGUUUGUCUUCUACUCCCACAAGUGUUCCACUACCUCAGCUAGUGGCAAGUCCGUCGUCCUCGUCAUUAUCUUCAUCUACAGCAGCAUCAACGGAGUUCGAGUCAGCGACCGAAGCAGACCUGGUGGAGACUUUACCGCGUCGUUCCACCCGGACCAGAAGUCGGCCACAAUGGUUCGACCCGUACCACCUUUAUUAA